GCGACUCGUGGUCGUCGAGCCCGGCGGCUGUGGCCUCUCUUCGCUGGUCAACGAUGGACCUCGCGGCAUCAGCGGAGCCGGGAGCCGGCAGCCAGCACCCGGAAGUCCGCGACGAGGUGGCCGAGAAGUGCCAGAAACUGUUCCUGGACUUUCUGGAGGAGUUUCAGAACAGUGAUGGAGAAAUUAAGUAUUUGCAAUUAGCAGAGGAGCUAAUUCGUCCUGAGAGAAACACUUUGGUUGUGAGUUUUGUGGACCUGGAGCAAUUUAACCAGCAACUUUCUACCACCAUUCAAGAGGAGUUCUACAGAGUUUAUCCUUACCUAUGUCGGGCCUUGAAAACCUUCAUCAAAGACCGUAAAGCGAUCCCCUUUGCCAAGGAUUUUUAUGUUGCCUUCCAAGACCUACCUACCAGACACAAAAUUCGAGAACUCACCUCAUCCAGAAUUGGUUUGCUCACUCGCAUCAGUGGGCAGGUGGUACGGACUCACCCGGUUCAUCCAGAGCUCGUGAGUGGAACUUUCCUAUGCCUGGACUGUCAGACAGUGAUCAAGGAUGUAGAACAGCAGUUCAAAUACACACAACCAAACAUCUGCCGAAAUCCAGUUUGUGCCAACAGAAGGAGAUUCCUGCUGGAUACAAAUAAGUCAAGAUUUGUUGACUUUCAAAAGGUCCGUAUUCAAGAGACUCAAGCUGAGCUUCCUCGAGGGAGUAUCCCCCGCAGUCUAGAGGUGAUCCUGAGGGCUGAAGCUGUGGAGUCAGCUCAAGCUGGUGAUAAGUGUGACUUCACAGGGACGCUGAUUGUUGUGCCUGACAUCUCAAAGCUUAGCACACCAGGAGCCCGUGCAGAAACUAAUUCCCGUGUCAGUGGUGUUGAUGGAUACGAGACAGAAGGCAUUCGAGGACUCCGGGCCCUUGGUGUUAGGGACCUUUCAUACAGGCUGGUUUUCCUUGCCUGCUCUGUUGCACCAACCAACCCAAGGUUUGGAGGAAAAGAGCUUCGAGAUGAAGAGCAGACAGCUGAGAGCAUUAAGAACCAAAUGACUGUGAAGGAGUGGGAGAAAGUGUUUGAAAUGAGUCAAGAUAAAAACCUAUACCACAAUCUUUGUACCAGCCUGUUUCCUACUAUACAUGGCAAUGAUGAAGUGAAACGGGGUGUCCUCUUGAUGCUUUUUGGUGGUGUUCCAAAGACAACAGGGGAAGGAACCUCUCUUCGAGGGGACAUAAAUGUUUGCAUUGUUGGUGACCCAAGUACAGCUAAGAGCCAGUUUCUCAAGCAUGUGGAAGAGUUCAGCCCCAGGGCUGUCUACACCAGUGGCAAAGCAUCCAGUGCUGCCGGCUUAACAGCAGCCGUUGUGAGAGAUGAAGAAUCUCAUGAGUUUGUCAUUGAGGCUGGAGCUUUGAUGCUGGCUGAUAAUGGUGUAUGUUGCAUUGAUGAAUUUGAUAAAAUGGAUGUGCGGGAUCAAGUUGCUAUUCACGAAGCUAUGGAACAGCAGACAAUCUCCAUCACUAAAGCAGGAGUGAAGGCUACUCUGAAUGCUAGGACAUCCAUUUUGGCAGCGGCAAACCCAGUCAGUGGACACUAUGACCGGUCAAAAUCGUUGAAACAGAAUAUAAAUUUGUCAGCUCCCAUCAUGUCCCGAUUUGAUCUUUUCUUUAUCCUCGUGGAUGAAUGUAAUGAGGUUACAGACUAUGCUAUUGCCAGACGUAUAGUAGACUUGCAUUCAAGAAUUGAGGACUCAAUUGAUCGUGUCUAUUCCCUUGAUGAUAUCAGGAGGUAUCUUCUCUUUGCAAGACAGUUUAAACCCAAGAUUUCUAAAGAGUCAGAGGACUUCAUUGUGGAACAGUAUAAGCGUCUCCGCCAGAGGGAUGGUUCUGGAGUAACCAAGUCUUCAUGGAGGAUUACAGUGCGACAGCUUGAGAGCAUGAUCCGUCUCUCUGAAGCAAUGGCUCGAAUGCACUGCUGUGAUGAGGUCCAGCCAAAACAUGUGAAGGAAGCUUUCCGGUUACUGAAUAAGUCAAUCAUCCGUGUAGAAACUCCUGAUGUUAAUCUAGAUCAAGAAGAAGAGGCCCAGAUGGAGGUAGAUGAGGGCCCAGGUGGCAUCAAUGGUCAUGCUGACAGUCCUGCUCCUGUGAAUGGAAUCAACGGCCACAGUGAAGACGUAAACCAAGAUUCUGUUCCAAAAGCCUCCUUAAGACUGAGCUUCUCUGAAUACUGCCGAGUCUCUAACCUUAUUGUGCUUCACCUCAGAAAGAUGGAAGAAGAAGAGGAUGAGUCGGCAUUAAAGAGGAGUGAGCUUGUUAACUGGUACUUGAAGGAAAUCGAAUCCGAGAUAGAUUCUGAAGAGGAACUUAUAAAUAAAAAGAGAAUCAUAGAAAAAGUCAUUCAUCGACUCACUCACUACGAUCAUGUUCUAAUUGAGCUCACGCAAGCUGGAUUGAAAGGCUCCACCGAAGGAAGUGAGAGCUAUGAAGAAGACCCCUAUUUGGUAGUUAACCCUAAUUACUUGCUUGAAGAUUGAGAUACGGAAAAGAACUAACCAGAGAAACUGGCCCUCUACCACUUGGCCUGGAGUCUGGAUGGAGCCCUACUAGCAAGAGAAAUGUUUCUGGGAGUGAUGCUUCAGGAAGAUUUUGAGGAACAAGAACCUAGUUGAUGGACCUAUGUGUCACAUUCCUGUUGGUGUUUCUAUACCAACACAGGCUUUAGCAUUUUGUUUAGUGUCCUUCCUGUCUAAAUAAAGUUGGAACCCAUUAAUGUGUGAUUUCUGUAAUUGAGACCUUUGUUUUCAGGUACAGCAAAAAGUCCAUUACUUUUGUGGUGUGUGGUGUCACAUCAGAGAAAUAACUUUUCACUUGCCAACUUCUGCUUUUUUUCAUCAAAAUAAAAUAACCUGUUCUAGA
Messenger RNA from Manis pentadactyla (Chinese pangolin), 2901 nucleotides. RefSeq names its product minichromosome maintenance complex component 6 (gene MCM6). Gene Ontology annotation, cellular component: nucleus; MCM complex. The transcript is spliced from 17 exons. Gene Ontology annotation, molecular function: single-stranded DNA binding; single-stranded 3'-5' DNA helicase activity; ATP binding. NCBI's taxonomy places the organism in Eukaryota, Metazoa, Chordata, Mammalia, Pholidota, Manidae. The coding region runs from base 54 to 2519 and encodes 821 amino acids. Gene Ontology annotation, biological process: double-strand break repair via break-induced replication; mitotic DNA replication; DNA replication initiation. The record is from RefSeq and is a predicted model, not a curated record.